This is a messenger RNA of Esox lucius (northern pike), 10306 nucleotides long. It is a transcript of the gene notch3, whose product is annotated as notch receptor 3. The transcript has 26 exons. Bases 261 to 7655 code for a protein of 2464 amino acids. NCBI's taxonomy places the organism in Eukaryota, Metazoa, Chordata, Actinopteri, Esociformes, Esocidae. Gene Ontology annotation, biological process: cell differentiation; regulation of developmental process; multicellular organism development. Gene Ontology annotation, molecular function: Notch binding; calcium ion binding; signaling receptor activity. The record is from RefSeq and is a predicted model, not a curated record. Gene Ontology annotation, cellular component: membrane.
AGCUCAAACGUGAAGCUGGUAAGAAAAAAGUUUUUCAGAAGUUCUUAAAGGUUUACGGAGAAGCACAGCAGCCGUGUCCCAGCGGCGAAGGACAAUACGGGAUAGGACCUAUACGAUUUAUACGCCGUUUUUAGUUGAAUGAACUUUUUGAAGAUCCCAGACACUGACUCUUGGAACGUCUAUCUCUUGGUGAACCCAAAGGAUGUAUUACUGCUAAGUUAACACUUAAAAGAGAAGAGUUCGGGCACAUUUCCACCGAGAUGGGGGGGAAUUAUAACGUUUGGAUAUUUUUACCAAUUUUAUUCUUGAUCCAUAAUUGCGAAGGAUUCCGCUGCUUGGAUAAAUACACACCUUGUGAGAAUGGAGGCAAGUGCCUGGAGUCGCCGGCACGAUGCAUAUGUCGGCCAGAUUACAUUGGGCCUUUGUGCCAACACUUAGACCCCUGUAACCAGUCGCCGUGCCUCAAUGGAGCUGCCUGCAAGAGCCAGGUGGCCAACGGAAUCCCACAAUUCACCUGUGUGUGUCAGAGAGGGUUCAGAGGUCAAGACUGCUCCCUCAUAGAUGCCUGUGCUACCAGCCCCUGUGCCAAUGGUGCCCGCUGUGCCAAUUGGAAUAACCAAUACAACUGUUCCUGCCCGCCGGGUUUCCAGGGAAAGAACUGCCGAAACGACAUUGAUGAGUGCCGAAAGCCUGGCACGUGCCUUAACUCGGGCCUCUGCAUCAACACACAAGGCUCCUUCCAAUGCCAGUGCAUACCCGGGUACAGUGGGCGUACCUGUGAGGUGUCUUCCCUGCCCUGCGCCCCCUCUCAGUGCCUCAAUGGGGGCACCUGCCGCCCAACCGGGGACCACACCUAUGACUGUGCCUGCCUGCCAGGUUUCCAAGGCCACAACUGUGAGACCAACGUGGACGACUGCCCGGGUCAUAAGUGUAUGAACGGGGGCGUGUGCGUGGACGGAGUGAACACCUAUAACUGCCGCUGCCCGCCGGAGUGGACGGGCCAGUACUGCGCCGAGGACGUGAACGAGUGCCUGAUGCAGCCCAACGCCUGUCACAACGGGGGCACCUGCUUCAACACCAUCGGCGGACACACCUGCGUAUGCGUCAACGGCUGGACGGGAGACGACUGCAGCGAGAACAUCGACGACUGCGCCACGGCCGUGUGCUUCAACGGCGCCACCUGCCACGACCGCGUGGCCUCUUUCUUCUGCGAAUGUCCUGUGGGGAAGACCGGUCUGCUGUGUCACCUGGACGACGCGUGCGUCAGUAACCCGUGUAACGAGGGCGCCGUGUGCGACACCAACCCGCUGAAUGGGCGUGCCAUCUGCACCUGUCCUGCCGGCUUCGUGGGCGGAGCCUGUAACCAGGACAUGGACGAGUGUUCUAUUGGGGCCAACCCGUGUGAACACUUUGGGAAGUGUGUGAACACCGAGGGCUCCUUCCAGUGCCAGUGUGGCCGUGGUUACGCCGGCCCCCGCUGUGAGAUCGACAUCAACGAGUGUCUGUCCAUGCCUUGCCAGAACGACGCCACCUGUCUGGACCGCAUCGGAGAGUUCACCUGCAUCUGCAUGCCAGGUUACAUGGGGACAUACUGCGAGGUGGAUGUGGACGAGUGUGACAGCAACCCGUGUGUGAACGACGGGAUCUGCCGCGACUUGGUCAACGCGUUCACAUGCACCUGCCAGCCAGGGUUUACUGGCACCAUGUGUCAGAUGGACGUUGAUGAGUGCGCCAGCACGCCCUGCCAGAACGGAGCCAAGUGUUUCGACCGACCCAACGGGUAUGAGUGCCGCUGCGCUGAAGGGUAUGAGGGCAAGCUGUGCGAGAGCAACAUCAACAACUGCCAGCCUGACCCGUGCCACCAUGGCACCUGCGUGGACGGCAUCGCCAGCUACACGUGUAACUGCGACGCGGGCUACACCGGCUACCGCUGCGAGAACCAGCUCAACGAGUGCCACAGCAACCCCUGCCAGAACGGGGGCAAGUGUGUGGACCAGGUGAACAAGUACAUCUGCCAGUGUCAGCACGGCACCUCAGGGACCAACUGCGAGGUGAACUUCGACGACUGCGCCAGCGGCCCGUGCGACUACGGCAUCUGCGUGGACGGCGUGAACCGCUACGACUGCGUCUGCAAGCCGGGCUUCACCGGGCCGCUGUGCAACGCGGAGAUCGACGAGUGCUCCUCCGGGCCCUGCAGAAACGGCGGCACGUGCGUGGACCAGGAGAACGGCUUCCACUGCCAGUGCCCGGACGGCUUCCAGCCGCCGUUCUGCUACUCCCAGGUGGACGAGUGCGGCAGCAGCCCGUGUGUGCACGGCGCCUGCCGGGACGACGUCAACGGGUACCGCUGCGACUGCGAGCCCGGCUGGGUGGGGAAGAACUGUGACCUGGACCGCAACGACUGCCUCCCCAGCCCCUGUCAGAACGCGGGCACCUGCAUUGACCAGCUCAACGGGUUCACCUGCAAGUGCCGCCAGGGUUUCAGAGGUAACCUGUGUCAGGUGAACAUCAACGAGUGUUGGUCCAGUCCCUGUCUGAACCAGGGCACGUGCGUGGACGGGGUGGCCAGUUUCACCUGCCUGUGCGAGCUGCCCUACAGCGGCUCCACCUGCGCCGAUGUCCUCACCCCGUGCUCCCCCGACCCCUGUGACAACCACGCCCAGUGCACCAACACCCCCGACUACCUGGGCUACCAGUGCAACUGUCAGCAGGGGUGGCAAGGUCAGCUGUGCAACAUCGACGUGAACGAGUGCGUCUCCAACCCGUGCAAGGACCGCGGCACCUGCACCAACACGCUGGGGGGCUACGUGUGCUUGUGCCAGGGUGGCUUCACCGGCGCCAACUGUGAGACGGACAUCAACGACUGUUCCCCAAACCCAUGCCUGAGGGGGGGUUCCUGUAUGGAUGCUGUGAACUCGUUCCACUGCAACUGUCUGCCCGGAUUCACAGGGCCUCGCUGUGCCGUGGAGGUGAAUGAGUGUCAGAGCGCCCCCUGUAGGAACGGAGGCACCUGCACAGACUAUGUCAACAGCUACACCUGUACCUGCAGACCUGGCUUCACCGGGAUUAACUGUGAGACCAACAUCCCCGACUGCACUCAAAGCUCAUGCUUUAACGGGGGAACCUGUACGGACAAGAUCAACGCCUACUCCUGUACCUGUCGCUCCGGGUUCACUGGCUCCCACUGCCAGUAUGAGGUGAAUGAAUGUGACUCCCAGCCCUGCCUCAAUGGGGGUCUCUGCCAGGACGCGCUGGAGUCCUUCCGCUGCUCCUGCCCCAAGGGAUACACGGGCAACCGCUGCCAGAUGCCCGUGGACUGGUGCCGCCGCUCGUCCCCCUGCCAGAACGGAGGCCGCUGCCGGCAGAAGGACGCGUCCUUCUCCUGCGAAUGCCAGGGAGGCUGGUCUGGACGCUACUGUGACAUCCCCGGGGUGUCCUGUGAGGUGGCUGCCCUGAAGAGAGGAGUCCAGGCGGAUGAGCUGUGUCACCACAGGGGUCACUGUGUCAACACGGGCAACAGCCACUACUGCAAGUGUCCUGCCGACUACACGGGCAGCUACUGCGAGAAGCAGGUGGACCACUGUGAGGACAAACCCUGUCGCAACGGCGCCACCUGCAGGAGCUACGUGGGAGUCUACCAGUGUGACUGUAUGCCAGGCUACACCGGAGAAAACUGUGAGAGGGAAGUCAACGAGUGCCAGUCUCACCCCUGCCAGAACGGGGGCACUUGCAUUGACCUGGUGGGCCACUACAUCUGCUCCUGCCCCCCGGGAACCCUGGGUGUUCUGUGCGAGAUCAACGAGGACGACUGCGCUCCAUCUCCCAGGCUGCCCGGGGCUCAGAAGUGUCUGAAUAACGGUACCUGUGUGGACCGGGUGGGGGGCUACCGCUGUAACUGCCCCCCCGGCUUCACCGGGGAGAGGUGUGAGGGGGACAUCAACGAAUGUCACUCCAAUCCCUGCAGCCCCAGCAACAGCCUGGACUGCAUCCAGCUCCCCAAUGACUACCAGUGUGUCUGCAAGCCGGGCUUCACGGGUCGUCGGUGCCAGAGCAGAUUCAGCAUGUGUGAAUCUCAGCCCUGUCAGAAUGGAGGGGCCUGUUCCGUUUCCAGCAGCUCAGCCCUGGAAUACGUCUGUACCUGUCAGCUGGGCUACGCCGGGAACCAGUGUGAGAGGAGCAUGUCAUGCCGGGAGCUGUCCUGCUAUAACGGGGGGAGCUGUGGCCUGACCACGCGGGGCGCCCGCUGUACCUGCCCGCCGGGCUUCACCGGGUCUCAGUGCCAACACCGCAGCAACCACGGCUGCUCCUCCCAGCCCUGCCGGAACGGGGGCCUCUGCGCGGAGAGCACCAGCUUCCCCUUCUUCCAGUGCCAGUGUCCCCAAGGCUGGAUGGGCAAGCGCUGUGAGCACGGCAGCACCAGGACGGCAGAGCCGUCGCCCGCCUGCCCCCUGACCGACUGCCACAGCAAGGCCAACGACGGCGUCUGCGACAAGGAGUGCAACAUGCUCCCCUGCCGCUGGGAUGGGGGCGACUGCUCCCUGGCCAUGAAUCCGUGGGCGCGCUGCGAGGACCCGCGCUGCUGGCGCCUCUUCAACAACAGCCGCUGCGAUGAGUCGUGCAAGAACGCUGAGUGCCUCUACGACAACUUUGACUGCAGGGCCAAGGAGAACGUCUGCAAUCCCAUCUACGAGACGUACUGCAUCGACCACUUUGCCAACGGCCGCUGUGACGAAGGCUGUAACUCCGCCGAGUGUGGCUGGGACGGCCUGGACUGCGCCGCCAAUGUCCCUGAGGUGCUGGCCGAGGGGGUCCUGGUCCUGGUGGUUCUGCUGCCCCCGGAGGAGCUCCUGCGCACGGGCAACGCCUUCCUGCAGAAGCUCAGCGCCAUCCUAAGGACCACCCUGCGCUUCCGCCUGGACAAUAACGGAGAGGCCAUGAUCCGUCCCUACACCCGCAGGGAGGCGCGCAUCAAACGAGAGCUGCAGCCCGACCAGGAGGUCAUCGGUUCCGUGGUGUACCUGGAGAUUGACAACCGCCUGUGUUCCCAGGACUCGGGCGACUGCUUCUCCUCAGCCGACACCGCAGCCGAUUACCUGGGAGCCCUGAAAGUGACGGGCAUGCUGGACAAAUUCCCCUAUCCUCUCAGAGAAGUCCGCAGUGAGAUACGUCCUGACACGGAUAUUCCAAAAUGGGGCAAGCUGAUGCUGGUGGGCGUGGCGGCACUGUUCCUCUUGGUCAUUCUGGUGUUGGGCAUGCUGAUCGCCCGCAGGAAGAGAGAACACAGCACCCUGUGGUUCCCCGAAGGAUUCUUCCUCAAGAAAGAACCCAGCAGCAACAAGAACCGCAGGGAACCCGUGGGCCAGGAUGCACUGGGCAUGAAACACAUGCCCAAGACGGUGGAGGAGUCUCUGCUCGGAGAUCACAGUGACUCGUGGAUCGACGCCGACUGCCCCGAGGCCAAGAGGUUAAAGGUCGAAGAGCCCAGCAUCCUGUCAGAGAGUGAAGACGCCGUGGACUGCAGACAGUGGACCCAGCACCACCUGGCGGCCGCGGACAUUCGCAUGCCCCCCUCCAUGGCCCUCACGCCACCCCAGGGGGAGUUUGACCAGGACUGCAUGGAUGUCAACGUUAGAGGGCCUGAUGGUUUCACCCCUCUGAUGCUGGCUUCCUUCUGCGGGGGCGGUCUGGAGCCGGAGCUCCCAGAGGAGGAGGAGUCCGAAGAAUGUUCUGCCAACAUUAUCUCUGACCUCAUCUACCAGGGGGCCUCAUUGGCUGCCCAGACGGACCGCACCGGAGAGACUGCCCUCCACCUAGCCGCCCGCUACGCCCGCGCCGACGCAGCUAAACGGCUUCUGGAUGCCGGCGCCGAUGCAAACGCACAGGACAACACAGGACGCACGCCGCUACACGCCGCGGUGGCCGCCGACGCCCAGGGCGUCUUCCAGAUUCUAAUCCGGACCCGGGCCACAGACCUGGACUCUCGUAUGUACGACGGCUCCACCGCCCUGAUCCUGGCUGCCCGUCUGGCCGUGGAGGGAAUGGUGGAAGAACUCAUCACCUGCCACGCGGACAUCAACGCUGUCGACGAACUGGGUAAAUCCGCUCUGCACUGGGCAGCUGCUGUAAACAAUGUGGAGGCCACCGUGGCCCUGCUGAAGAACGGGGCCAACAAAGACAUGCAGGACCUCAAGGAGGAGACCCCUCUCUUCCUGGCGGCCCGCGAAGGUAGCUGUGAGGCCGUGAAGAUUCUCCUGGCUCACUUUGCCAACAGGGAGAUUACAGACCACAUGGACCGGCUGCCUCGGGACAUCGCCCAGGAGAGGAUGCACCAUGACAUCGUUCAGCUGCUGGACGAGUUCAACACGGUUAGGAGUCCCCAGGGACACGGAGGGGCCCCGCAUCACAUGGCGGGAACACACACCCUGUCCCCCCUCAUGUGCCCCCCCAGCGCCUUCAUGCCCAGCCUGAAGAACACCCCCCAGGGGAAGAAGAGUCGCCGUGCCGGGGCCAAGGGCUCAGGUCUGGCGGGACAGCACGCCCAGAACCUCAAGGAUUCAGCCAAGGCCCGCAACAAGAAGUUAACCCUGGACAUGCAGAGCGCCCUGCUGGAGAGCUCCGUCACCCUCUCCCCCGUCGACUCCCUGGACUCCCCACGCGGGGGCGCCAACAACGCCGGCUACGUCACCAACCCCUGCUCCCCGGUCGCCAUGCCCUCCCCGGGUCUCUUCCACUCCUCCAUGUCGGUGCCCAACACUCCCAUGGUGCAUGGCAGCAUGAUGGAUGGCUCCGGGCCCUUCACUGUGUCCCUGGCCCAGCUCAACGACCUGGCCGACGCGGGCAUGUCCAUGCAGGGCCGCGUGCCCAUGGCCGGCCAGGCGACCCAGGGACCCCACGGCUACGUGCUCAACGCCGGCCAGCUGGGCAUCAACAUGGGCCUGGUGAGCCCCGUCAGCGUGCCCUUCGACUGGCACAGCCGCAUGCCGCCCUCCUCCCAGUGUGGCGGGCAGGUGGUGAACCUGGUCCACAGCAGCCAGGCGGGCCUUCACUCCCAGCAGCAGAGCAGCCUGAUGAUGCAGCAGCACCUGUACCGCGGCGGCCAGCAGGGCAUGCUGCAGCCCACGCCGGUCAACGCCAGCACGCCCACCUCCCUCAGCCCCAGCAAGCUGGCCUCCAUCGCAGAGCAGCAGCACCACAGCCACUCCAUGGCCAGCCAGCAGAGCCACCGCAUGGGGACCUCCACCCCGCCCGCCCCCCAGACGACGCAGCCCCCUCCGGCCUUCUUCCAGCAGCAGCCCCCCCAGCAGCAGCCGGCCCAGGCCCAGCCGGCCCCGCAGCCCGCCUCUCCGCAUGCCUCCCAGGCCCCUCCUCCCCAGGCCGGCAGCAGUUCCGCGGGCCUGGAAGACUACCCCACCCCACCCUCCCAGCAUAGCUACACCUCCGCCCUGGACGCCACGCCGAAGCAUUACCUCCACCUGCCUAGCGAGCAUCCUUACCUGACCCCCUCCCCAGAGUCGCCCGAGCCCUGGUCAAGCCCCUCCCCACACUGUGUGUCUGAUUGGUCAGACUCCACUCCCAGCCCGGCUGUGGCCGGCCCUGCCCAAACCCAGAUCCCCCAUGUUCAGGAGCCCAGUGGCAAAAUGCAGGUGUUUGCAUGAAGACCCCCCCAGACACCUGGUUCACACCUGGCCGUAAAGGUCUGUUUGUUAGUGUUUAUGUCGGCCUGGUUCCAAGAUUUUUCAUUGGAUUUGGAUUGACUGUUAUCACGAGGACCGUCUGCUAGUGUUAGCAGAGAAAGAGUAAAGGGAAAUGCGUGUUGUCUCGAAAUAAAAGAGCAGACAAUGUAAUGAAGUAAGACUUAUUCUGUCACAGAUGGACUUGUUUUUUUUAUUAUUAAAAAAAAAGUAUAUGAAGAAGAAAACUAAGUCUUUAUUUAAAAGACUUAGGGACACUCUCCUGAAAAACUAACAAACUUUUUCAAAAGUAGAUAAAAGAACGAAAAAAAGCAAAAAUGUUGAAGGGAAUUCCUUUAUUUUUAUUUAUUGUUUUUUUGUGUGUUUCUCAUCACUGCCUUGUCAGGUGUUCCCUCUGCCCUCGUUCUGUGGUGAACUCUUCCACAGUACUUCACUCUCACCUGUUAAAUGGAGGACCUGCGCUGGGCUCAGCUGAGGCUAGUGUCCUUACAAGGAAAACUGCCAGUGAUUCACUCCCAUAAGUGUGUGUUCACUCCAGAGCCAGCCCACCAGCAGUGUUUAACACUCAGUAGACAGAUCAACACAGGGCUCUGACAGAGAGAGGAGGAGGGCUUGCCGCUCUUGACUGAUAUUAUUUAUUUAGGCCAACAGGUAAAGCGAUCAAAUUGGCUUGGGAAAACAAUAUGUAUUAUUUUAAGUUGGUCGGCAUUAGUGAUAUUAUGUUCUGAUUUGAGAAACUAGGAGAAACAAAUGAACUGAUAACAUUCCGUAGAAGUAUUAUUUGUAAGAAUGUAGACUGACGGGCGUCUCUGAAGCACUUCGUGGGGUAAAGGGUUUGGAGGACGGGUUGUCGUGAGGUGGGUUCGGACUCCCAGAUGGGGCACUCUUCUCGUCCCCACACAGACAAAGAGCCAGGGGGGCUUUUCAACACUCAUUACAUUGCAUUAAUUGGCCAGUGUUCAGUCACACAGACCAACAGACCAACUAAACGAAAACAGUGUUGUGUUACGUAUAAGGCCCGUUCCUAUGGACUGAGACACUUUGAUCCCCAGACUGUCUUGAUGAUGUUUAACCCCCCCGCUUGGCCUGGCAUCCACCUGGUCACUAGUCUCAUUUUCCGGGUCUAAAGCGUUUACACCCCACUGUCAGAAAAACCACGCUGCCUCCCAUCGCUACUUCAGUGAUAAAGCUUGUUUUCACUCAUUCUGAACCUUCAUUUAGAUGAGGGCAUUAUUAUAUUUGCCAAUUCUAAAUCAGCCUGUCACUACCCUAUUAGUUUUGGUUUAAUUCACUUUUGUUAUUUUUCUAUUGUAUGUGUUGAGACCAUGGUUACCUUUUUGAACAUCACAUGGAUGUACUAAGCUAUGUUUUAUUGGCUGCUAUUCUUUAACCACUCCCACGCCACCAGUCCUGCAUGUUGCCUGUCACUGUCCUCGUUUUAGCGUGCUGCCGCCUCACUUUUCGUCAACGUGUCAGUGGUACGCGACCAGAAGUUACAGCCUUUUCCUGGUUGGGUCCUGCGCUCUGACGCCCGGCCCGGUUUUUGUGUCCUGGGACUGGUUCUGCCUUUCGUACUAUUGCUGUCAACGUUAUGCAUGCAACACCAUAUAGAUAGAGCUAGGAAUUGGGCCCGGUGUCACCUGGGCCAAGCGAGGCACAUCCUCCUCCAUUGGUCAUUGAGGUGUCGGUGCGUGUUUCGGUUACGGUGCAGUCAGUCACCGUGAGGGCGUGGCUGGUGAGCUGGGAUGCUAGUGCUCUGUCACUCCUCAGGGAGGCAUUAUACUAGGGCAUGCAGAGGAGUGUUCCCUGCAUCUUUAGCAGCCUGCAGCCCGCCAGCCACGGAGGUGACGUGUCCGCAUGACAUGUUGGAAGACCAGGAAGGAGAGAGAACACUACUAUGUAGUGCUGCCCCCCACCCCCUACUGUAUGUCUUUACUGCAGUCACGGAUGUGCCUCCCCACGCGGGAUCCAACAAGCCCUCCCAAAGCACUGCCCGAACACAGCUGCCCUCUGGCUAGGUUUCUACUGAAUGGUCUAGCCGCACACCUCUCCACCCGCCACCAUAUCCUCACCCUGUGGCUGUUUCCUUCAUAGCUCCAAGCCUGUUCUCUACAACCAGCUACUAUAUUACCAGUGGCUCCUGGGAGGUUUCUGGGCUCUACUGAUACUAGGUUCAGAUUCCAGUUCAGGGUUCAUGUAGUGAUUUAUUUUUAUUUUUUUUCACCGAUCCUUUGAUUUCCUUUCCUGGUCACACUGCUACUAGUGCUCUGUCUGUACAUUUCAAAUAUCCCCGCCUGUAAAUAAUGUUCGUCCUGGGUAGAUCUAUUUGUUUAAGUUGAGUCUUAUGUUUCUAAAAAUUAUUACGUACUAAAAAGGACAAAAAGAAUAUGUACUUCCUUUUAGCAUUGCUGUCAAAACUGAGGAUGUGACUGAUAUUUUAUUGGUCUUGUAUUAGAACAGUCAUAGAUAUUUCUAUCAUUAUUAUUAAUUCCUAUAUACUUGUUUAAAAGUAGUUUAAAAAUGAUUGUACAUAUAAAACACUUUCCACAAUGUUUCUUUUUACAGACAAAAGUUGUAAAAUAAGUUACUUCUAAUAAAAACUGUAGGGAACUACA